CUGAUAGGAAGCGAAAGUGGCCAUCCGAUGCGGGAUAGGAAAAAGUACACAUUGCAACAGAUGCAAGGGAUUGGGAAACUCUCCAGUGCUCGGUGGUCAUAGACGACAACAUUCCGUGUACGAUGUCAAAGGUGGAUGAGAGGACCGAUUUCCCAAGUGGUUAGAGAGUAACUGUACGCUCAGUGGAUCAAUGGAGAAGCUGUUCUGAAGAAUAAUAUGGCAUGAGGAGCCAUAUUAGUCCCCGAGUGGAAAUGAUACACCAGAAUCAUUUUUUCAUCAUUAUCCUCGAAUUAUCUCAUGACUCAACAGUACCAACAAUUCCGAAAAGCUGGCAUCAUUGAAGAAGUCGGUGUCAGGACUGCCUCCAUCUCUGCAAGCAAUGGCAACUCAUCAUACUAUGUGUGUUUACAAGACAUUCAGGAUGUGUUUCCAGAUGCACAGCGAUUCAAGCUGGAUGAACAUCCCAUCCUGUUCCUUCAAGACUCUAAUGGCAACAGAAUCAAACCCCCAUGCAUUGCAUUCUAUCCUGACACGAUCCUGGAUGUCAUUACAGAUGGACCACAGGUCUGCAAUAGUAAUAGCAGCAGUAAUAGUAGCAGCUCCAGUCUUAAAACGACUACGGAUUUGAUGCUAGAGACUAAAGAAAACGACAAAAAGAUGCUUGACUUGUUACUGGAGGCCAAAAAGAAGGACGAAGAAAUGCUUAAACUGCAGCAGCAAGCUCUCGACAGACUUGCCACCCUUCAAAGACAUGCCAAUGCUAUCCUUAUCCAGAACUUUGAGUUACAUGAGUAUCCAAUCCCUCGACUCUUCAUAAUCCUGCCUGUCGACACCACCAAGUGGGACCCAAGGAAUGUCCUGGGGAGCAAGGUCCGCCCUCAUUUCCUUUGUGAAUGUGGAGAACACACUGCAACGAUAAGCAAGAGCAAUCAAAACCAGAUUCAUAUUGCUAAACAUGAAGGAUAUGACAUCCGAAACAGCACAGAGUUCUUUCGCAAGUAUGGAAAAUACAUGCUCAUCCUCUUACACUCUCUCAAAAUGAAAUCGCCCUUGACGGCUUCUUUGGCAUCAAUCCCGAAACUCGAUGUCUGUAUCAACUCUUCGAUCAAAUAUAUAGAAGCACUCUCUAAUAAGUACUCAGUCUUGAGCAAGAUUAACAAAAUCGACGAGUGUGAGGCACUUGAAGGAGCUGAUCUUUGGCAACUGGAAAAAUCCCUUGAAAAUAACGAUGAAGGCAAGCAACUUGGUAACUUGUACAGGAUCACAACGAAGACAGGCCAUGUCAAAUGGGUCUGUCUGGAUCACUAUUGUUGGACAUAUAUAGAAGCAGAACAGCAAGUGCUCGAAAAAGCAGUAGAGCUGAAUGGUGGCGAAUAUGACUUGCACCUUGGCAAAGUGAUCAUCAGAUUGAAGUCCAAAGCAACAGCUGAAGAGCUCUUUGAUACGCUGGCCAACGCAAGGUGUGUUUACGAGUUGGAUAUCGCCUUUGAUUGGAAUUGAACCAAAGCUGAUCUGGAAGCAUUCGAAGAAGCACUAAAGACGUCAAGUGUAUCGAUCCUUCGACUUGAACUCGGAGAUUUUCAAGAAAGCAUUAGCUGGAAAAUACUUUCGACAUCCUCGCCAUAUGAAACACUUGCUCGCAUGAUAGAACUUAGCAGCAUGAAGACAAUUCAGAUUGUUCUCCCUCCGAAGACUAUAAAAGUCCCCAGUUUACGAUUCAAUAG
Lobosporangium transversale is the source of this 1724-nucleotide messenger RNA. RefSeq lists its product as hypothetical. The transcript is spliced from 3 exons. The record is from RefSeq and is a predicted model, not a curated record. Bases 298 to 1500 code for a protein of 400 amino acids. Lineage: Eukaryota; Fungi; Mortierellomycota; Mortierellomycetes; Mortierellales; Mortierellaceae.